AUGCCGGGGCCCGGGCCCCGCGCGGACGAGGGCGGCGGGGGCGGCGGGGGCGAGGGCGCGGGGCCGGGGCGGGAGCCGGCGCGCCUGUGCGGCUACCUGCAGAAGCUGUCGGGCAAGGGCCCGCUGCGCGGCUACCGCAGCCGCUGGUUCGUGUUCGACGCGCGGCGCUGCUGCCUCUACUACUUCAAGAGCCCGCAGGACGCGCUGCCGCUCGGCCGCCUGGACAUCGCCGGCGCCUGCUUCAGCUACCCGGGCCCCGACGAGGCGGCCGAGCCCGGCGCCGAGCCGCCCGCGCACUUCCAGGUGCACAGCGCGGACGCCGUCACGGUGCUCAAGGCCCCCAACCGCCAGCUCAUGACCUACUGGCUGCAGGAGCUGCAGCAGAAGCGCUGGGAGUACUGCAACGGCCUGGACAUGGUCAAGUGGGACAGCAGGACCUCCCCCACCCCCGGGGACUGCUCCCAGGGCCUGGUGGCCAGAGGCGCCCCAGAAUUCCUGUACCCACACCCCAACGCUUCCGCCGAAAAAGCCCGAAACGUCCUUGCUAUAGACGCAGCCCCCGGAGAGCUGGUGGGAGAACAGGCCGCCAGCCAGCCGGCCCCGGGGCCCCCCAACUCCAUCAACUUCUCUCUGAAGCAGUGGGGCGCCGAGCUCAGAAACUCGAUGUCUUCCUUCCGCCCGGGGAGGGGCCAGGACAGCCGGAAGAGCGUGUUCUACACCCACGAGGAGUGGGAGCUCCUGGACCCCAGCCCCAAGGACCUGGAGGAGUCGGCCGCGCAGGAGGAGAGACGGAGGCCGGCACCGGAGGGAAGCAGAGGAGGCACCGGCUCCGGCUUCCUCUUCGAUCUGGGCCGUGUUCCCUACAAAGGCAGGCGCCCCCUGAAGGACAUGAUCGGGUCGUACAAGAGCCGCCACAGCAGCGGGGACCCCGCCCCCGAGAGCACGCCGGGGGCGCCAGGGGGUGCCGGGGGCGCCAGCCGGACCUCGGACCCUGACGCGCAGCAGCAGGUGCAGAGCCAGCAGGAGGAGCUGGAGCGUCUGCGCAAGGAACUGUCGAGCCAGAAGGAGCUGGUGCGGCUGCUGCAGCAGACGGUGCGCUCCUCGCAGUACGACAAGUACUUCGCCGGCAGCCGGCUGUGCGACGGGCCCCCCCAGGACACGCUGGCGCUGCUGCACCAGAAGGACGACCAGAUCCUGGGCCUGACCCACCAGCUGGACCGGCUGGCGCUGGAGAAGGAGAGCCUGCAGCAGGAGGUGCGCACGCUGAAGGCCAAGGUGGGCGAGCUCAGCGAGCAGCUGGGCAUGCUCAUGGAGACCAUCCAGGCCAAGGAUGAGGUCAUCAUCAAGCUGUCGCGGCAGCUCAGCGAGAGCGAGGGCCGCGCCGCCUCCCCCACCCCGGCGCCCGGCUCCCCCGCCGCCGCCAGCCCGGCCAGCAGGGACCAGCAGGAGCUGGACAGGCUCAAGGACAACCUGCAGGGGUACAAGACCCAGAACAAAUUCCUCAAUAAGGAAAUCUUGGAGCUCUCGGCGCUGCGGAGAAAUGCGGAGAGGAGGGAGAGGGACCUGAUGGCCAAGUACGCGAGCCUGGAGGCCAAGCUGUGCCAGGUGGAGAGCAAGUACCUUAUCCUCCUGCAAGAGAUGCAGGCGCCCGUGUGCGCCGAGGAGCAGGGGCCCGCCCGCGAGGUCAUCGCCCAGCUGCUGGCCGACGCGCUGCAGGUCGAGGGCCCGGAGCAGCCCGAGCAGGCGCUGGUGAAGCCGCGUCUCGUCAGCGAGUACGACAUCUACGGGUUCAGGACGGUCCCCGAGGACGACGAGGAGGAACGGCUGGUGGCCAAGGUCCGGGCGCUGGACCUGAGGAGCCUGUCCCUGGCCGAGAACCAGGAGGUGUCCACGGGGGUCAAGUGGGAGAACUACCUGGCGGGCACGAUGACGCGGGAGAUGGCGCGCUCGCCGGAGCUGAAGAGCCUGAUCCGGGCGGGCAUCCCGCACGAGCACCGGUCCAAGGUGUGGCGCUGGUGCGUGGACCUGCACACGCGCAAGCUCCGCGAGGCCGCGGCGCCCGGCUACUUCGCGGCCCUGCUGCGGGCGGCGCUGGAGAAGCAGAACCCCGCCUCCCAGCAGAUCGAGCUGGACCUGCUGCGCACGCUGCCCCACAACCGGCACUACGCCGGCCCCGCCUCCGAGGGCAUCCAGCAGCUGCGCCACGUGCUGCUCGCCUUCUCCUGGCGUAACCCCGACAUUGGCUACUGCCAGGGCCUGAACAGGCUGGUGGCCGUGGCCCUGCUGUACCUGGAGCAGGAGGACGCCUUCUGGUGCCUGGUCGCCAUCGUGGAGGUGUUCAUGCCGCGAGAUUACUACACCAAGACGCUCCUGGGCUCCCAGGUGGACCAGCGGGUGUUCCGGGACCUGAUGAGCGAGAAGCUGCCGCGGCUGCACGCGCACCUGGAGCAGCACAAGGUGGACUACACGCUCAUCACCUUCAACUGGUUCCUGGUCGUGUUCGUGGACAGCGUGGUCAGCGACGUCCUCUUCAAGAUCUGGGACUCCUUCCUGUACGAGGGGCCCAAGGUCAUCUUCCGUUUCGCCCUCGCUCUUUUCAAAUACAAGGAGGAGGAGAUCCUGAAACUGCAAGACUCCAUGUCCAUCUUCAAGUACCUCCGCUACUUCACCCGCACGAUCCUCGACGCCCGGAAGCUCAUCGGCAUCGCCUUCGGGGACCUGAACCCGUUCCCCCUGCGCCAGAUCCGCAACCGGCGGGCCUACCACCUGGAGAAGGUGCGGCUGGAGCUGACGGAGCUGGAGGCCAUCCGCGAGGACUUCCUCCGCGAGCGGGACGCCAGCCCCGACAAGGGCGCGCUGGUCAGCGACGAGGAGGACACCUGAGCGCGCCCGUGGCCCCGCUCCGGGCGCCCCUGUUUACAGCCUCUUCCCGCCAAGCGCUCAGCCCCACGCAUCCCGGCCCGGGCCCGACCGACCGACGGACCGACGGGUGCAGGGCCGGGCCUACCGGUCCAUCUGCUCCUCUCAGGGGCCUGUUUACAGUGCGGUUAGCGUGUGGGGUCUGCGCCCCGAGAACGCCCCCGGGGGGGGGGCACCUCCCGUGCUGGGCACGGGGCUCACAGACACCCCCCCACCCCCCGCUGGAGCGUGGCCGCCUCCGUGGCCUGAGGUUGAGAAGCAGCCUGUAGGGACCUGACAGCCUGCGGUGGCUCCCACGGCCCGGGGGGUCCCCUGCAUCACCCCACGCACCCCGGCUCCUCCCCGGUGUCCGCAGGCGCCCCGAGUCCUGAGGACGCUCCGUGCGGGAUUCCGGGGGGACUGGCCCCCGUCCUGCAGGGCAGGCCACCCCACAGCCUCUGUCGGGGGGCUGGGGCGCAGCCCCUGAGCGAGGCCUGGGCACCCCGAGCCCCGGGGAGGCGUUUGCACGGGGAAGGCGGCCGGGUCUCCGGGUCUCCGUGCUCCGCGCGCUGAGCAGACGGAGGGGAGCGCGGCCAUGGCGACCCGUUUCCCGGCGGUUCACGCCCCGGAGCCGCGCACUCAGACCAGGGCGGCUGGUGCGGUUUGGAGGCGCCUUCACUCUGGUUGGGGGCGCGUGUGGGAGGGUCCCCCCUCCCCAACCCCCCACCCCCACCCCCCGCAGCCAUCGGGGCCGGGCCCUCCCUGUGCGGAGGGAGCUGGUCUCCCUUCACCCAACGCCAUCGCCUCCCUUCCGGGGCGGCCGUGCGUUUUCCAUCGUCCGCGUCGCUGGGAGCAGGGGUUCGAGGCCCGGCUUCCCCGGGAGCUGCCCGGCGGGGCCUGUGGGGGGGCCUCCCUGCUCCCUGAGCGCCCCCCCCCCCCAGGCUGGGCCUGGCUCCCUGGGAAUCAGCUCCUUCGGUCCGUUUGGAAGGACCUGAGCCGGACCGGGCCGCACGGGGCGGGACCUCCGCGCUCAGGGGCCGGGCAGGGGCGGGGGCGCCACGCGGUGGGAA
Messenger RNA from Myotis myotis, 3968 nucleotides. RefSeq names its product TBC1 domain family member 2B (gene TBC1D2B). The transcript has 13 exons. The coding region runs from base 1 to 2883 and encodes 960 amino acids. Lineage: Eukaryota; Metazoa; Chordata; Mammalia; Chiroptera; Vespertilionidae. The record is from RefSeq and is a predicted model, not a curated record.